CAUUGUUAGUGUGUCUUCAAUGGCUGCAAGUGACGUAUCAGUGCAAAGUUGUUGCUUUUCAUGCAGUCCACUGUCACUUUUGGAGGAUUGUAACUAUAGAUACAUGCAUUUAAAGUCUUCAUUUAUCGAACAACAUAUCCAAUACCAUGGUUAACAAGGAGGAACUGGAAGAAAGAUUGAAAAAACUAUUAGUGAGACUGAAAAACCUACAGGAGGGGAAGCAGUUGAGUACCCUGGUUCAGAUCAUCCAAGACCUUCUUUUCCUGGCGCACACUGAUGACUGUGCAGAAUUAUUUGAGGAUAAAGAUGUCCAUGGGCCUCUUAUGUUGGUGUUGUCGACUUACAGCAACAGCAGAGGGGUGCAACAGGUGGGAUGGUCGUUGCUGUGUCGGCUGAUGGAGAUAUGUCCUUCCACCUUGGACUCACUGGUCAGGCCCCUGGGAGCAGGGAUAGACUGGGAGGUACUUGGAGUGCAUCAGCAGAUCCUUAAGGUGUUGUCCCAGCACAGUGGAGACUGCAGAGUGAUGAUGGUUGGGCUCAGGGCACUGGCUCUGCUCCUCAGAUCAGAUGUGAUCGUGUUGUUGAUUCGGGAUGAGGAAGAGGAUGUGUUUAGUUUGAUCGUUGAGGGGAUGAAGACUUUCCCCUCCAGUGAGGAGGUUCAGAUUCAGGGCUGCCGUGGUCUCCAGCUGCUACUAGACAGAGUGUCUGAUGAUGACCUGGUAGAGUUUCUGGAGAACCAGGACCACAGUGUGGUUCUAGGUGCUCUGCACCGUUUUCACGACAGUGGACUGUUUCUGCAGGCCAUGAAGGUACUCCUUCCCCUAGCAGGUCCUGCCAGUAACGUGGAGAUCCUGAUGUCGGGGGGAGAGAGGUGUUACAGUGUGGUGGCUGGAGCCAUGGAGUCAUUCCCAGAGGUUGAGGCACUGCAGGAGGUCGGCUGCUGUCUGUUCAGGAAGUUUACAUCAGAAAGAUAUUGUAGUAUUCUGGUGCUGAAUGGGGUGCAUAGGGUCACUGUAAGAGCCUGUUUGACUUACCCUGAGAACGCCACUCUACAAGCUGCUGCGCUCUCCUGUCUGGCUGCCCUCACUCAAACCAUAGUGCAGAGCAAAGCUGUGGUGAAUGAAGGGAUGGAGGAGGGAGAGGCGGAGGAGAACAGAGGGAAGGAGGAGGCGGUGGAUGAUGUGGGGUUGUGCUGGAUGGAGGCUUGCUGCAGAGCUCUGGAGGUCCAUGCUGCCGAUUCCACAGUGCAGGAAGCUGCAUGCUGGGCCAUACACAGCCUGCUAUUGCAUGGCAGCGAGUCAUGGCACCAUUCCACAGAAGAGCAAGACGGAAGGACACCAGUCCACAGACAGAUCAUGGCUGCCAUGCUGCUCCACUCCUCCUCCCCUGGGGUGUUCCAGGCUGCUGCCAGCGCCAUGGGAACGCUCAUCACCCACAAUAGUAAAAUGCGAUCUCUGUUGUUGUCCAACGGCCUCCAUGUGAACGUGGUGGAGAUGAUGAAGAGACAUCUGUCCUCUCCAGAGGUCUCCGCAGGUGGAUGUAAACUGCUCCACUGCUCUUCAAGGAAGACGGCCAGUCUGGAUGAACUGAACAUGGCCAUGGGCCAGAUCCUUAGGACCAUGAAGGUCCAUAACUUCAUACCUGAGGUCCAGCUGGAAGCUCUGAGGGCCAGCCUGGCCUUCCUCUGUCCUGAUAGAAGUUUGCGGGUGUCUGAUCACGGUGUGUCUGUGGCUGAUCCAGACACAGUGGAUGUGUCUUUGAGGGUGCAGAAGAACCAGAGUGUGGUGGAGGGGGCCCACACAGUCUACCUAGAGACACUCAACAGGUUUAUUAGCAGUGCAGCCAUCCAGGAGUGUGGCCUGCGUGUUCUGUCUGCCCUGGCUGACUGCUCUGGUGCUGUAGACCUGCUCUGUCAACAGGGGGCGAUAGACACUGUGCUGCACACACUACAGAUGUUCCCUCGGGAACGAGAAAUACACUACUGGGGUCUAAACCUCCUCUACUGCCUUGUGUCUAAGAAGAAGCUGUCCAGAAUGAUAGUUCCCGUCCUGGCGUCUGUUCUCGUUACCAGUCUCCUGCAGUACAGAGAGGACACAGAGAUGCUGUUAAAGGGGUUCCAGGUGGCCCUCCGAAUGCUGGACGCCUGCUCAGGGGCAGCAGGGGAGCUGCAGAGGGAAGGCUUUGACAGAGAGAUCUUCCUCCAGCUCAAAGAAGGACCACCUGACCGGUGCAGCUACCCGCUCUCCCAGCUGCGUAAGGCUGCAUGCCUGGCCCUGUCCAAGAUGUGUGGCGAUGCAGAGCUGAAGUACAGUAUGCUGGAGAAGGCCUGUAAGGACGGGGAUGUGCUCAUGGCUGAGUGUCUCAUCCAGCUAGGAGCCGACAUCAACAAGAAGACCAAGACCGAGUCGCUCAUAUAUCAGGUGUGUGAGCAGGGCGGGCCUCUGCAGCUUGUGGUGCUGCUUCUCAGCCGUGGGGUCCAUGAGCAGCACCUGCGUGGGGCCCUGGGGGCCAGCGUGCGUCGUGGGGACGGCCCUGCGGUCAUCCAGCUACUGGGGCGUCUGGGGCUGGACCUGAACAACAAUGCCCUCUGUCUGGGGGGGUUCAGGCUGGGUCGGGUGGAUGCUGCCUGGCUCAGCCCCCUGCUCUCUGAACGAGGUCGCGCCAGCAGUCUGCGCUCCAGCACAAGUAAGGGUGCAUGUUUAGCUCGGUACGUGUUAUCCUUCCAGAGGGGUAAGACGACUCCUACCCCCUCGACCCCCAGGUCUCUAGCUGACCCCUGCCUUACCUCUGGGUACAUGUCAGACGAGAGUGAUGACUCCAGCUUCCUGUCUUUAGAGGACAGUCUGGUCUUCAACGACGAUAUGGAGAGUGACGGAAGUGAUUCGCUUUUGCUGGCACUGUCCCCCAUGUCCACCAAUGAUUUGUCAGAGGAGUGGAAGGCGGGGUCACAGAAGAGGAAGAACGGGCGUCGCAGGCACUUUAGCUCCGAGUCCUGUAUCCAUCCACAGGGAGUCCAGGGUGAGGUUGAGCUCAACGAGCCACUUCAGAGGAGGUAUGGCAGGACAACCCCUAACCAGAAAGGUAUUCACUCCCCAGUCUUGAGCUCUGGGUAUAACUCCUCCCCUCUGGUCGGGGACAGAGAGUGGAUCCGCCUGCUGGACCUAUCAGGGAAUGAGCUGGACUCUGUGUCGUGUUUGUUGGACGAGGGUUCUGUCCGACAGCAGCUGGAGCACCUGUAUCGACUAGACUUGAGCCAGAACAGCCUAUCAGAGUUCCCCUCUGGGCUGUGUGAGAGCUUGAAGAGUCUGACACGUCUGGAUCUCCAAGGCAACCAGUUGCAGGCGUUGCCGGCGGAGCUUCUGGCCCUGCCCUCACUGAGCAUGCUCAACGUGUCACGUAACUGUGUCGGCCCGCUUCUGACCCUUGACCCUGCCGUCACCUGCCCAUCGCUACGGCAACUCAACCUGUCCUACAACCACAUCACCACCUUCCCCCACCAGCUGGGCAGGGCCAUGGAGCGACUGGAGGAGCUGUCCCUCGAGGGGAACAGAAUGGGUGAGCUGUGGUCUCCUCUGUGUCUUCCGGAGAUGAAGCUCCUAGACAUCAGUAAGAACAGUGUGGAGAGCAUCUCACAUGACUUCCUGUCUGGCUGCCCCAAACUAGAGAACUUCAGUGCUUGUACCAACCAACUCAGUUCGCUGUCACAUCUUCCCUCAAAGAUAACAACUCUGAAGUUAUCACAUAACAGUUUCACUACCAUUCCUCAAGCUGUUCUGGAUCUUCCAAAUUUACGGUCCGUGGAUAUGAGGACCAAUGACAUUACAGUUUUACCGGGGCCGUGCGCCUGGGCAUCGGUCAACCUGCGGGAGCUCAUGUUCGGUCAGAACCGCAUCGGAGUGCUGGACCUGAGUGGACCUGAAGUUUACAAGUGGGCCAGACUGGAGAAACUACACCUGAGUGACAAUAAGCUCACAGAGGUCCCUCCUCAGAUCGGCCUGCUGGAGGAGCUGACCUCUCUCGACUUGAGCCGUAAUGGCGGUCUGCGCUCCUUCCCUGACGAGAUGGGCAAGCUGAGCAGGCUGUGGGACUUGCCACUGGAUGGCCUGCGCCUCAGCCUGGAUCUCAAGCACAUUGGCAACAAGACCAAAGACUUAGUCAGGUUCCUCCAGCAGCGUCUGAAGAAAGCCGUUCCGUACUACCGGAUGAAGCUGAUUGUGGUUGGGAACGCCGACAGUGGUAAGACUGCUCUGAUCCGACAGCUGAUGAAGCUCAAGCGUUCUCAAUGGCAGAUGGAGCAGCCCACCGUUGGGAUCGACGUCAGAGAUUGGACCAUCCGGGACCGGGAUAAGAAGAACAUGGUGCUAAACGUCUGGGACUUCUCAGGUGGGGAGGAGUUCAGUGGUUCUCACCCCCACUUCCUUACCCCCCGGGCCCUCUACCUGGUGGUGUACGACCUCAGUAAGGGGGCUGCCCAGGUGGACGCGCUCAAACCCUGGCUCUUCAACAUCAAGGCGGUGGCCCCCCUGUCACCAGUCAUCCUGGUGGGGACACACACAGACGUGAGCGAUGACCUCCAGCUGCAGGCUUGCCUGGAUAAGAUCCGCCAGGAGCUCCUCAACCACCAGGGCUUCCCUGCCAUCCGGGACUAUCACAUGGUGGCGGUGUGCGAGGACUCGGACACCAUCGGCAGACUCCGCAAGGCCAUCGCCAGGGAGGUCGCCAGCUUCAAGAUCCAAGGGCAGCUGGUGAUGGGGCAGCUGGUCCCAGAAAGCUAUUUGGAGCUGGAGAGAAGGGUGCUGCUGGAGAGGACCAGGGUGCCGGGGGAGUUCCCCGUGCUCAGACACCAAUACCUGCUACAGCUCAUCCAGGAGAGCCAGAUACAGCUGGAGGAGGCUGAGCUACCCCACGCUGUUCACUUCCUCAGCGAGGCCGGAGUCCUUCUGCACUUUGACGACCCGGCCCUCCAACUCAGAGAACUCUACUUUAUCGACCCACAGUGGCUUUGCAACAUCAUCUCACAGAAACUGUCUCUGAAAAGCUCUGGGUUCUGGGAGAAUCCCAAAGGCGUAGUCCAGCGCUCUAUGGUGGAGCGGUUCCUAUUUGAGAAAUGUUUCCCCAAGCGCCACCUGACCCAGUACUUUAAACUGCUGGAGAAGUUCCAGAUCGCCCUACCUUUCGGAGAGGACCAGCUCCUAGUGCCGAGCAGUCUCUCCAAACAUCGGCCAGUAAUUGAGAUGCCCCACUGUGAAAAUUCUGAGGUCAUUGUUCGUCUCUAUGAGAUGCCCUACUUCCCCAUGGGCUACUGGUCGAGACAGAACCGCCUACUUGAGGUCUCCUCCUACAUGCUCUGUGGCAGAGAGAGAGAGCUGCGUCCCAACCGUAUCUACUGGAGGAGAGGCAUCUACCUGAGCUGGUCUCCUGAGGCCUACUGUCUGGUUGAGGCUGCAAACGUAGAGGACAACCCUGCCAGCUUCGUCAAGAUCACUGUGCCCUGCUCACGCAAAGGUCGUGUGUUACUGGGUCAGGUAGUGGACCAUGUUGACUCUCUCUUGGAGGAGUGGUUCCCUGGUCUCCUCACCACUGAUAUCCAUGGCAACGGAGAAACCCUGCUGAAGAAAUGGGCUCUGUACAGCUUCAAGGAUGGACAGGAGUGGAGCAAGAUACUGCUGGAGGACCUGUUCACUCACAUAGAUAAAGACUGUCUUUUGGUAAACCCGGAGGACCCUCGCUGCACAGUGCCCAUCUCUCAGAUUGCUCCAGACCUGAUCCUCAGUGACCAGCCUGCUGGAAUCAUCCUUGACAGCGAGGAGCUUGAGAUGGACCUUACCAAGGAGAACCUGCUGGGGGAUGGUGGUUUUGGGUCUGUCUAUCGAGGCAUCUACAAAAAUGAAGAGGUGGCAGUGAAGAUUUUCAACAAGCAUGCCUCUGAUCUCUAUAUACACCGACUACUCCGACAGGAGUUGGUGGUGUUGGGUCGUCUCCACCACCCCAGCCUGGUGGGGCUGCUGGCAGCCGGGGCGGCCCCUCAUCUCCUGGUGAUGGAGUUAGCCCCCAGAGGGUCCCUGGACUCUCUGUUCGAACACGAGAACAGCAGCCUCAACCGCAAGCUCCAGCACAGGAUUGCUCUGCAGGUGGCCGACGGGCUCAGGUAUCUCCACUCGUCCAUGAUCAUCUACCGGGACCUGAAGCCUCACAACGCGCUAUUCAACCUGAAAACUGACUCAGAGACCAUCGCUAAGAUCACAGACUACGGCAUCGCUCAGUGCUGCUGCAGCAUGGGGGUCAGGAGCUCUGAGGGCACCCCAGGUUUCCGGGCGCCAGAGGUUGCCCGGGGCAAUGUGAUCUACAACCAGCAGGCGGACGUGUUCUCGUUCGGCCUGCUGCUAUACGACCUGCUGACUUGUGGUGAGCGCAUCUCAGAUGGCAUGAAGUUCCCCAGCGAGUUUGACGAGAUCGCUGUGCAGGGAAAGCUGCCAGACCCAGUGAAGCACCACGGCUGCUCCCCCUGGCCAGGCUUCCAAGGCCUCAUGAAGGACUGUAUGAGGGAGAAUCCCCAGGACAGACCCACCUCCACACAGGUGUUUGAGAGGCUGAACUCUGGGGAGAUGCUGUGUCUGAUGAGGGAGCUGGUGGUCAGCAGAGCUGCCAAUGCUGAGUGUUUCACGGCGGGCUGCAGCAGCGCCAGCAACGGCCCCAGUUCUAACCCAAGGGCCUGGGUGGGAGGGGGCAGCAGCACACAGAGACUGGGCUGUGUCGCGUCUGUCGACCUGGAGACUGAGAAGGUCACAACACAGGUGAUUGACACGAGUCCUGUCUUAUGCCUAGUGACCGUCCAAGUCCCAGACGAAGCCUGUGAUUGGCUGGUGGCUGGUACACAAUCAGGGGCACUGGUCGUCAUCAGCACUCAGAACCUGUCCAACUGGCACAACCUGCAGAGUGUCACCGACGCUGUGACAUCACUGUUCUUCCACACACACCCUCAGCGCAGUCAAAGAAAGAAUUACUUGUUAGUUGGGACAGCAAAUGGAAUUCUGACGGUUUAUGAGGACUCUGCGCUCCAGGUGGAGAAUGGCCAGCCAGUCAAGACGUUGCACAUCGGGAACGUCAACACCCCAGUGAUGUGUCUGGGCCAAUCAGGUCACUCCCUGGACAGGACCACGGUGUGGGCCGGCUGUGGGAGCAGAAUCCUUUCCUUCACCGCCGACUAUGGCGUCUGUAAGACCAUUGACACUAAACCCAACAGCCUCUUCCAGCAGCAUCAUGCGGUGAGCAGUGAGCCGUGUGUGUCUCGUAUGGUAGUGGAGAAGCAUGUGUACCUCAGCAAGGCUGGAGGGCAGAGCGUGGAGGUGUGGAAUAAGAAGAGUGAGCGGAUGAUUGACAGCAUUGACUGUUCCCAACUACUCAGACACAACUCCAGCCGGCGACCCAGAAAGGCUAAUUCAGAGUUUGAAUUUGGAGCGGAUAGUCCAACCUGGGCGAACAUCAAGUCCCUCCUGGUGCAGCAAACCACCCUGUGGAUCGGCACCCGGGGAGGCCACCUCCUCCUGGUAGAGCUGGCUAACCUCCAGCUGCUGCAGGUCAUCAGCCCCCACUGCCAGUCCAUACGCAGCAUGGCCUCUGUUUUUAUAGAAACACUAAACCGUAAGAAUGUGGUCCUGGUUUUGGGAAGAAGACUGUCCCAAGAUAAGAAUCAGUAUGACGAGGAGUCUGUACUGAUGGUGUGGAACAGUUCUCUACCUCUGGAGGUCAAGGACCUCAACAAACACUGUGAGAUGAGAGAGGAGAUCACAGCCAAGAUGAGAGAGCAGCAAAACGACUGAGUCACUGACUGAGCCCACAGCUUGAAUACACAUGGAAAAGGGAUUUCUCUGAAGAUUCAGUGGAGUAGUGUGUCCUCUGCACACAUACAGUACCAGUACACACAUACAGUACCAGUACACACAUACAGUACCAGUACAGGGGGAGACGUUACCUCACUGAAAUCACAGAGAUAAAACUAUCUCAAUAACUGACAUUGUCUGACAGCCAUACUUCUCAGGGCACUUCGGACCGCGUCAAAGACCAUGAAGAGACCACACGAGUGCACUUGAUUUAGGUUACAUUGUUUAAGUGCACUUUAACGUUUCCCUUCUCUAGUCCAAACUCAAAAGCUGUCUGGAUAUCUGCAUGCUCUAGUUAAGUGCACACUUUCAUAAUCAUCCCAAACUAUUGCAAGCACUGACCAGGGGUUGACUGUAUACUACAAUACCUAAAAGUAAGUAAAAUGCCUUUGAAUAAAGAAUAUUUUAAUCUUAGACAGUUUAGUAUUUUGAAUUGAAACGCUCCUGCCAAAUGUUAUUAGAAAUUGUUUGAAUGACUGCAAAAACUCUAAAAGGGAUGCUUCAUUUGUGUUGUUUUCAUUAUAAAUGUGUUGUUUACCUGUUAUCACCAUUAUGAAACUGAAGACAACUGGAAAAAAAGUAAAAAGAAAAUAAAUUCUCACUUCUCAAGGGCCAUAUUUGAUUAUGUAUUCAAUACAUGCGUUUGUUUACCAAAUGACCCCAUUCCUUGUCUUUUGUCAAGAUGCGAGAUUUUAAGUCAUGUUAUGACUGUUGUACUUGUAAUGUAUGAUGUUGCAUCUCAGUAAAUUCUGUUUGACUUUUAAACAAUGUUUGUAUUUUGUAAAUAUUUGAUAUAUUGCCUGCCUCCCCGUCCUUAGAUUGUCAUCUGACAAUAUGAAGAUGUUUGUCAUGCACACUAGAGGGCAGUGCAACACCGUUAAAUAGGCCACAUAUUGAUGUAUCCUUCACCAUGAGUCUCAGUGAAUCACAUCAAACAAAAUACAUAGUUUACAUUUCCCUGACAGACCAACAGUGAGAACUACACAGACAUUGGUGCACGGUAUGGACCAAGUUUGAUCUUUAAUCUCAACAGGGGAAAAAAAUACAUUGCGUUAUGAAGCCAUUUCAUGGAGGAAAAAAAUAUUUACAAGUUUAUCAAGAGGGGUCAAACCUUUACAUAGAUUGACAGCACAUCAGUAAACAAAAAAUGGAACCAGCUUUAAGGAUUUUAAGCACUUCUUACCAAAAAACAAGGUGUUCUGAUAUCCAAACUAUUCAGAUAGGCUAAAUAUAUUUAUAAUAUUUAUAAUAUUUAUAUUUACAGAAUACCUUAAAUAUACAACGUCCACCAUGUAUUCUAUAAACAAAUAUCAUAAGUUAUUUAGGCACAUUUUUGGGGGGGGUUUGGUUGGGGGGGGUUCAGUUUCAAUGCCAUCCUUUUGCUGUUUGCACUAUAUUGUACUUACACUAAAGAAAUGUGGUCAGUAUUGCAUCAUUGCCAACACGUAUGUCACCCAAAGAGGCUGCGCUGCUAUUAAUCUCAGAACUCUGGGUCAGAGGUGAGGUCACAAUGUACACAGCCAUUCUACAGCAGGACCAGGGGGGACAACACUCAACUCGCAUCUUCCAGAGACAGACAACACGCCCAGUCCCAAAUCUAUCCCUCACAGGGUGGGGUCAAUUCCAUUUCAAUUUGGUGAUUCAGGAAGUAAACUGAAAAAUU
Salvelinus sp. IW2-2015 is the source of this 9543-nucleotide messenger RNA. NCBI's taxonomy places the organism in Eukaryota, Metazoa, Chordata, Actinopteri, Salmoniformes, Salmonidae. The record is from RefSeq and is a predicted model, not a curated record.